Molecule: messenger RNA, 2157 nt
Organism: Wickerhamiella sorbophila
Lineage: Eukaryota; Fungi; Ascomycota; Dipodascomycetes; Dipodascales; Trichomonascaceae
Product: Calpain-like protease palB/RIM13
Exons: 1
Coding region: 1-2157 (718 amino acids)
Biological process (GO): proteolysis
Molecular function (GO): calcium-dependent cysteine-type endopeptidase activity
Source: RefSeq, a predicted model, not a curated record
AUGUCGAGCAGUUUGGCGUAUGCACAGUAUUACUAUGCAUUAGGGAACUACGACAAGGCCUUAGGAUUAGCAAAAGAGGGAUUGAGAUAUUUGAAUGGGCUGAUGGGGAGCGGUGCUGUGGAGAACCCCAAGCAGCGGAUGACCGCCGCCUUGAAGGUGUACGACAUGAUUGAAAAGCGCGAGCUGCUGGCCAAGGAAAAGUCAAUAGAGCUCGUAACCUCUAAAAUAGGCUCCAUUAUCGCGCUGCCGGAUUGGGCGUGGCAAUUGGAGUACCUGGGCAUUGCGGAUUUCCAAGAUGAAUAUGUCGACGAAAUGGAAUCGUGGGACAGCGACCUCAAAAUCCAAUGGGUUCCGUCAGAAUUUACGGCUAUGGAUGUCCCGAACGACGAGAUAGUUCAAAGUUCGCUUGGUGAUUGCUCGGUCGUGGCUGGUCUUAUUGCGAUGAAUUCUCACGGAACGUCACUAGCUUUAUGCCGCAUCUAUCCGCAAGUCAAUGGCACAGCUGUUUUAUCGCCAUCAGGCAAGUACCUGGUCUGUGUUACGACAAUGGCAACCACCAGAGUUGUUGAGAUCAGCGACAAGAGACCUGUAUCCCGAGGGUCUCGUCCGCUCCACCUGACCACAAGUAAAGGAUCGGCGUGGCCCUUUUUGCUUGAAAAGUCCUACAUGAAGCUAAUGGGCGGCUACACGUUCUCGGGAAGCCAUGCUGCGAUCGACGUGUAUCGGUUAAUUGGCUGGCUGCCAUUCACUACCAUUCUCACCAAUUGGGCAGCUGAAAAUCCUGGCAAAUCGCUGGCAGAUCUGUUUGGCAAGUGGAAGCAAGACUGGACUAAUGGCCAACUGAUUUUGUGUUUGGGAACUGGCCCUGAUGUUGUCGAGCCUCUAGUACCGAAUCACGAUUAUGCCAUUGUUAGCAUGGCCAAAGACAAAGCCAAGGUCGUUAAUCCAUGGGUUAGCGGCACUGGCAGUCGGUGGUAUACCUGGGAUGAAAUUUCCAGCUUGUUCAGCAUGCUCUAUUUGAAUUUUGACAAAUGCAAAUGGGCCCACAGGCACGUGGCACACGCGAUCAUGUCUGUCAACCGCCUCACUGAAAAAAAAUACGAUCUCGGUGCAUAUCCCCAGUAUACUGCGCACAAUGUGUCCGAUGAACCGGUCCCAGUUAUGGCUUAUGCAGGAGUUAAACGGGAUUUUGAUUUCAAAGGGUUUUUGAGUUUGCAGGCGUUUUCAUGUGACCACAAAGUUUACUCUCCUCAGAUGGCAGAGCUUUUGGGCAAGAGCACAGAAACAAAUACUCUGUAUACUGAUCUCAGUGUGAUUAUACCGCCCAAAAGUAGUGUUACGUUUGUUGUUCAUUCUAAAGAGCUCAAGGGAGAUAAGGAUCUGGCCGUGUUUGUGUUUGAGGCCUUGACCGAUAAACCAGUUCAUUUUCUCAAACCUGUUAAAAGUAUGGAAGCCUCCAUUGAGGGCAGCUGGGCUGUAGACCGGGCAUGUUCACUGACGGACGCUAGCUUGGGUGACAACUCUCAAUUUUACGUUGACCUUGACACACAUGCAUCCCAACUGGACAUUUACUAUAUUCCAAAAUGCGACAACAUUGCGUCUCUAUACAGUCAGCUUGCUGUUUUCUACGGAGAUCCUUCUUCGACCACGGCAAUUCCAGCACCGGACGUGUCCCGUGCUUUAGCGGUCAAUGCAGUGUAUAAUCGAUGCAGCACAAGCAUACGAUUGACACGCUUGUCUCCUGGUCGAUACAUUGUCAUUCCUGGGUUAUCGCAGCCCGCCAGUGGGGAUUACUCGCUAAUAGCUUCAUGUGAUGUGCCUGUUCGUAUUGGCAAAUCGUCACCAGUGCACUCUGGGCUGUUUGAACGACAAUACGUAUGCCGUGGCCCAGACGUCGAGGUACAAUUUUCCACACCGCAACCCUGCGAUAUACAUUUUCAAAUUGAUUCCGAAGUCGAAGCCCGACUCUGUGUUUACGACGCGCAGGGACAGCCAUUGGCCGCCAGCAACAACUCGGAAUUCAAAUGCGGGCGUUCGUUUUUGCAAAUAAACUCUAACCUCGGGUUUUGCAAAGUCGAGCACUCCCGCGGGCCCGACUUAGUCCUCCAAGCUUUCGCUACAUUUCCCGUGGACCUGAAAUCUGCUGACCAACCGUAA